UACCGGAAUAACGGAAUACAGCAACCAUUCAGCAAAGGACUUACCUUCCCCCCUCCUCACCUUUCCAAGGGAUUCCCCACAUUUAAUCGAAGACUAAUUUCAUUAUCUGUUUGGAGAUUGAUCAAUCAUUUUAAUUGAUUAAUUGAUUAAUUACCCUUGGACCUAGCUUUUAAUAACAGAAAUUUAGCUAACGUUUUCCCUCUCGUUUUAUCGAGACGUUUACCGGAUCCGUUAACAUGCUGUUCACAGAGGAAGACAUCUUCAUGUCAGAGUUCGAGGACGCGUGCAGCGCCUGGGUGGACAGUGUCAGCUCAGGCAGUGACGGUACAGACUCUGAUGUCGGAUCUCCAGCACAACAAGGUUGUGUGUUAUCCCCGGGGACCGACGGGUCUGAUUCGGAUUUCUUCUCCGACCUGAAUGACUGUUCCUCAGACAGCCUGUCGCCUCCUCUUGCCUACACCGGGAGCUUCUACACGGAGCCGUUACCAGGCACGGUGCCACCCUGCAGCACAGAAGCCCUGCUCAACAUGAUCACGGAGAUAGUUGGGAUCUGCACGGUGGAGGACCAGGCGACCAGCGAGACUCCGUCUGCCUCCCUCCCCGUCUCUGCCACACCCUGCUCGACCAUGAGCGUUGCCUCUCCCCCUAUUUACUCUCCCUCCAUGGAGUCUGUCUCCAGCGCAUACUGGAGCCAGGAUCUGACCGAGAUUCCUUCUCCUUCCUCCGGGGUGGACAUUCAGACUCCCACCGCUGCCCCUGUGGUGGUCAAGAACGAGUUCAACAGCAACUGUGACGGCUGCGACAACGACCACUUCUCCCACCCUGGUCAGGAUGCCUUCUCCCCGGGCAGCUUGGAGCAGCUGUUCCCGUUGUCUGGUCAGUCUCUGGAUCACCAGGUAGAUGUAAAGGAGCUUCUGGACUCUCUGCUGCUGACUGACAUUAAGACAGAGUGUAUCAUCAAACAGGAGCCGUGCUACGUGGGAGACUGGGCUCAGAAUUACCCUGUACCUGUUAACGGGAGCUACGUCAACGAUAGCUUUCUGGUCAAAACGGAGCCUCUGGAGUUCCAGACUGGGGCCUCAGGGCCGCAGCAGCUGGACGCAUGCAGCGACCUGGCGGCCUUCACCGCCUCUCUCUCCUCCUCCUCCCUGGAUGCCAUCCUCUCCUCCCUGCUGCCCAGCGUGUUCCCGAGGAGCAGGGGCGUGCACGCCACCGCUGGAGCAAGUAAAGCGACGGCCCGCACCGGGGCCGUGAAGGUGAAGCCGUUCCCGUGUCCAAUAAUCGGCUGUGAGAGGCGUUUCUCGCGCUCCGACGAGCUCAACCGCCACGUGCGCAUCCACACGGGCCACAAGCCAUUCCAGUGCGCAAUCUGCCUGCGCAGUUUCAGCAGGAGCGACCACCUGACCACGCACACGCGCACGCACACUGGAGAGAAACCUUUCUCUUGCGAGGUGUGCGGGAAGCGGUUCGCGCGCAGCGACGAGAGGAAGAGGCAUGGACGCGUGCACGUGAAGCAGCAGCUGAAAGCUCAGAUGAUGGCAGCCUAUCAUCUGGCUUUCCCCGGUGAAGUUUGAACUGAACUCUAACUCUCUAAAGCUGGGCUUCGUGGCCCUGAGUUUAAACCUGCUCUUUAGAAGGCUUCUGUUUGGUUCUACUGGCUUCGGUUGGUUCUACUGGCUUCGGUUGGUUCUACUGGCUUCGGUUGGUUCUACUGGCUUCGGUUGGUUCCGUCUGCCUGGUAACGUUGGCUAUUGGCCCGGUUCAGUUGGAGGUGUUGACUUCAAAACGGGCCAUCGGUUGAAAAAUGGUGGAAAAGUUUCAACGGGAAAGAAAAUAAAAUAAUCUCGUCUUGUCGGUUGGACGUGGAACUAUUUUAGAACGUCUCUGGUACGUUGUCGUAUGAACAGAAACCGUUGAACUACGAGAGGAUUCGUUGGUUUUCAGCACCUCUGUGAGUGGACAGCUCCUUGCAUGUCAAUCCGAACAGACAAACAUACAGCACACGUUUUGUCACUCGACAGUUCUGAUUGUAAACUGGUACAGUUGUCAGAGUUUGAGUUUUUUGUGCAACAUUGCAUGAUAUAGUUUUACAUUGAUGUGUUGAUGUUUAUUUUAUUAUUUAAAUCUCUAAUGUUAGGAGUUGGAAUGUAACUUUUCUCUACUUCGAAUCACAUUUCUAGCGUUGAUGUUGACCAUAUAAGCCUAUAUUUUAUCAUUCGAAAUAUAUAUUUGAAAUCUUCAUAACCAAAACAUUAUUUAUAUUCUAUUCUCUCAAUUGUAUUUUUCUACCUGUAUAUAUAUAUAUAUAUAUAAAAAUAUAUUUAUAUUUGAAACGUCCUCUUUCCUGUGAUAAACAUUCUCUAUAUUCUUUCGGAACUUCCAUAAGAACGUUGAACAGUCACAGAUGUAUUAUGACAUCAUUUCUCUAACCGAUAGAUUGUUCCCGGGUUAGGUGGCUCUCGUUGCUGCUCUCACACCGGUGCUUAGCGGUAAUUCAUAACAGGGGUCUUGGAGUUUGAUUGUACUUUCUACAUUCAUACAAGACUCACCGGGGAAAAAAAAACAAUAUUCAACAUUGUAGUUGAUGAACCAAGUAGCACACAUUGCUGUGCGUUUACGUACAAUUAGUUCAACUGCUAAACUCUUGUCUUGUUUGAGGCAUGAAACGCAGAUCUGUUUCGGUUUUAAAUGGAAGACCUUGUGUUAUUUUGUUGCAUGAUGGGUUAUGAAUAA
Molecule: messenger RNA, 2733 nt
Organism: Oncorhynchus tshawytscha (Chinook salmon)
Lineage: Eukaryota; Metazoa; Chordata; Actinopteri; Salmoniformes; Salmonidae
Product: early growth response protein 4-like
Exons: 2
Coding region: 237-1574 (445 amino acids)
Biological process (GO): regulation of transcription by RNA polymerase II
Molecular function (GO): DNA-binding transcription factor activity, RNA polymerase II-specific; RNA polymerase II cis-regulatory region sequence-specific DNA binding
Source: RefSeq, a predicted model, not a curated record